Messenger RNA from Rotaria sp. Silwood2, 1179 nucleotides. The record is from the annotation of a GenBank genome assembly. NCBI's taxonomy places the organism in Eukaryota, Metazoa, Rotifera, Eurotatoria, Philodinida, Philodinidae.
AUGUUUGACGAAAUGCCAAAAACAUUUUAUCGAAAAUCUGCUUUGCUUAAUUCAUAUUUACAUAUGUUGAUAACAUUUGGUGAAAUAUCAAAUGCAGAAAAAUUUUUUACUCAGAUUGAAAUCAACGAUUCUAUCAAUUAUAGAGUGAUGAUGAAUGGCUAUAAUAUGAAUAAUAGACCAGAACAAUGUUUGAAUUUUUUUAGACAAAUGCAACAGAAAAAUAUUGUAGCUGAUGAACUUACAUUUACAAUUAUUCUUAGUGCAUGUUCACAAAUCGGCUUGUUAUCAAUAUGUGAACCAAUUGUUGAUAAAAUUCCUUCUAAUAUUUUAAAUCAUCAUCGUUUACAAAUUACAUUGAUUGAUAUGUGGAUGCUUGGUUACGUUGAUAAAGCAUUAAAAAUAUUUGAACAUGUUCAAAAACCUAAUGUAAUGAUUUAUACAGCUAUGAUUAAUGCAUUUGGACUUAAUGGAAUGGGCUAUGAAGCUGUUGAUUUAUAUCGACGAAUGCCUAUUGUUAUUCAAAAUGAAGUUACUCAUAUUUGUGUAUUGAAUGCAUGUUCUCAUUCGGGUCUUAUUGAUGAAGCUCAUUCUAUUUUUAAUAACAUUAAAGUUAAAACAGAAAGAAUAACUACAACUAUGGUAGAUUGUAUGAGUCGUAUGUUUAUGUUUGAUGAAGCUCAGAAAUUAAUUGACAAUUUUGAAUCAUGUCAUCCACCUGGUUUCGCUAUGUAUAGGGCAUUGUUAUCUGGUGCACGGAAUCAUCAAAAUUUUAUUUUAUUAGAAAAAGUAUUUAAUCGAAUGAAAAAUCUAUUUCCAGAGAAGAAACAAGGUCUUACAGCUGAUUUUAUUUUUCUUCCUAAUUCUUACUCAUCUGUUGGAGAAGAUGAACAAGCAAAAGAAGUUCAACUCAAACGAUUACAUCAAAUAGGAAAGAACAAAAUAGUUGGAAUAACAUGGACUGAAGGUAAUGGUAAAGUAGUGGUAAAAAUAUUAUACUUUAAUAAAAAGAAAAAAAACGAACAAAAGUAUUUGUAUGCUAUGGCGAUUUAAAGCACACGAUAAUACUCAUCAGAGGUCCAACCAGGCCGCAUUUUUGCAGGCCUGGCCGGCCUAUGGCAGGCCUCUGAAUUCCAAGCCUGCCUGUGCCUGCCAACUUAUUUGUUUGGCCUGGCCUGGCUG